Megalops cyprinoides (Indo-Pacific tarpon) is the source of this 5407-nucleotide messenger RNA. RefSeq names its product protein WWC2-like. Gene Ontology annotation, molecular function: kinase binding; molecular adaptor activity. Gene Ontology annotation, cellular component: cytoplasm. NCBI's taxonomy places the organism in Eukaryota, Metazoa, Chordata, Actinopteri, Elopiformes, Megalopidae. Gene Ontology annotation, biological process: regulation of hippo signaling; regulation of DNA-templated transcription; cell migration. The coding region runs from base 115 to 3690 and encodes 1191 amino acids. The record is from RefSeq and is a predicted model, not a curated record. The transcript is spliced from 23 exons.
AAGAUGGAGGACUGGCGAGAGCGAAAUAUGGACAUGUAUUGAAUUUUUUGUAGAUCCUAGGAUUUCGUUUUCUUCCUUUUUCCAUACUUAUGGAGGAACUUUUAGGAGCCGAUCAUGCCUAGAAAGGGGAACGGGCAGUUGCCGCUCCCGGACGGCUGGGAAGAGGCGAGGGAUUACGAUGGCAAAGUGUUUUAUAUCGACCAUAAUACUAAGCAAACCAGCUGGAUCGACCCAAGAGACAGGCUAACGAAGCCCCUGUCGUUUGCGGACUGUGUAGGAGACGAGCUGCCAUGGGGCUGGGAGGCUGCGUACGACCCGCAAAUUGGCAUCUACUACAUCGACCACAUCAACAAGACCACGCAGCUGGAGGACCCGCGGAAGGAGUGGCGGAAGGAGCAGGAGCGCAUGCUGAAGGACUACCUGACGGUGGCACAGGACGCUCUCAGCACGCAGAAGGAGCUCUACCAGGUGAAGGAGCAACGGCUGGCACUGGCGUUGGACGAGUACGUGCGCCUCAACGACGCCUACAAGGAGAAGUCCAGCUCCCGGACCAGCUUGUUCUCAGGAUCCUCAUCCAGUACCAAGUACGACCCUGACAUCUUAAAAGCAGAAAUAUCAACCACAAAAGUCAGAGUAAAUAAGCUGAAGAGAGAGCUCUCGCAAAUGAAGCAAGAACUUUUGUACAAAGAGCAAGGCUUUGAAACCUUGCAACAAAUUGACCAAAAAAUGUCUGGUGGCCAGAGUGGCUACAAGCUGAAGGAGGCCAAGGCCAUUGUGAGCGAGCUGAAGUCCAUUCGGAAGGCCAUUAGCUCCGGGGAGAAGGAGAAGCAGGAUCUCAUGCAGAGUCUGGCUAAGCUGCGGGAGAGGUUCCACUCGGACCACGGCAUGGGUCGCUCAGAACCGGACCUGCGGCACCCUUCGGGCUCACAACUCCUGCUCUGUCGACAGACGCUGGAUGCCGGGUCGCAGACCGAUGUUUCGGGAGAGGCCGGUUUGAGGAGCAGGUCCACCCUGGCCGAGAGGGUCAGGCUGAGCCUCCAGUACGAAGAGGCCAAGAGGAGCAUGGCCAACGUGAAGAUCGAGCUGGCGAAGCUGGACGCCGAGGCGUGGCCCGGCGCGCUGGACGUGGAGCGCGAGCGCCUCAUGCUCAUCAGCGAGAAGGAGGAGCUGCUGAAGGAGCUGCAGUUCGUCACGCCGCGCCGCCGCACGCCCGGCGAGCUGGAGCGCCUGGAGGCCGAGAGGCUCCGUCUGGAGGAGGACCUGCUGUCCGUCAAGAGCACCCCCAGCCAGGCGCUGGCCCAGAGGUUGAAGGUCCAGGAGAGGAGGCGGGUUCUGCUGCAGAGGCUGGAGGAGUCCACCCGGCUGGCCACCGCCCUGCACUCGCAGCUGAAAAGCCUGUCCGCCAGCACGCUGUCGGUGUCCUCCGGCAGCAGCCUGGGCUCCCUGGCGUCCAGCCGCGGGUCCCUGAACGCCUCCAGCCGCGGCUCGCUCAACUCACUCAGCUCGGGCGACCUGUACUACGGCCAGGCCGAGCAGCCCCUGGACCUGGACUACCAGUACAAGCUGGACCUGCUGCUGCAAGAGAAGCCGGCCUACGCGCCCUCCACCAUCACCACCAUCCAUGAGAACGAGGUGGCCCGUUCGCCGGGGGCGGGAGCGGCCGGGGCGGCGGGGGCAGCCCAGCAGGCCGACGGGGGCCCCCCCGCGCAGGCGCGGCCGGCCGAGCCCCCCAAGUCAGUGGCGUCGCUGUCCUCGCGCUCCUCACUGUCCUCGCUCUCGCCGCCGGGCUCGCCGCUGGUCUUGGAGGGCGCCUUCCCGCCACCUGCCCACGACCUGGUCGCUGACUUCGGGGAGGGCGAUGCGGCCGGCGACUUCGCGGGACUGACUUUCUACGACAACCAAAUCUUGCUGGAUUCCGAGCCCGGGGACAAGGAGCUUGGCGACGGGGUGCGGCGGGGAACCCUGGCGACGCUCCGCGAGGGAAUGUCAGAUGCAGACCUGUCGAGACGGCCGCCGGGAUGCCUGCUGGAGGAGAAGCCGGCCUGCGUGUCGGCCGCGGUGUCCGACGAGUCGGUGGCGGGCGACAGCGGGGUGUACGAGGCAUCCCUCAAACGGUCCAACGAGGCGGAAGACCAGGUGUAUAUCGAGGACGAGCCGGGUGUCUCAGAGGCGGCCCAGGUUCAGAUGGGGUUCAAGUAUGACUCGGCCAACGGCAGUUUCGUCGUGGUCGUCAUGCAGCUGCAGAACCAGGCUGCCCUGCUGGUCCCAGCCGGCACCAAAGUGUACGUGCGCGUGGCCCUCCUGCCCUCCUCCAGCGACGUUAGCAGCCUGUUCCGCACCCGGCCCCAGACGCCGGCCGAGGGCGCCCCGCUCAACGAGGUCUUCCGGGUGGCCGUCUCCCAGGCGACGCUGAGGCAGAAGACCCUGCGGGUGGACGUGUGCGCCGUCAGCUCGUCUCGGAGGGAGCAGUGUCUGGCCGGAGCUCACAUCAGCCUGGCCGACCUCCCGCUGUCUGCCGACCUCUCCAGCCACUGGUACAACCUGCUGGCCUGCAAGAGGAGCAAGGACCCCGAGGAGGAGCGCCCCGCCGUGGCCCCCGAGCAGCCCCCCAGCGGAGGGGUGGACCUGGACGCAGUGUCGGCCUUGCUGGAGCGGACCUCCACAGAGUUGGAGGCGGUGGAGCAGGAGCUGGCCCAAGAGGAGAGGGACAGUCAGCUGGAAAUGGGGGAAGAAUGGCUGCAGAUGCUGGGAGAGAACAGCGCGGAGCUCAUCAUGGGAGUGGAGGAGGAAGAGGAGGAGGAUGAGGAAGAGGCGGAGGGGAAAGCGACCAGGGAGGCGGAGGAAUGCACCCGCUGCGACAGUCGUUACAGAGAGGAGGAGGAGGAGGAGGAGGAAGAUGGAGACGAACGGGUGGAGAAGGAGGAAGAGGAGGAGGAAGAGGAGAGGAAGGACGAAGCGAUCUCUUCACAGCCAGCUGAAGGACCAACACUGGUGGACAAAGAGACGAACACGGACGACGCGGUGGUCCCCGAGAACGUGGCGGUGCGGCCCAAAGACCGGAACAACCUGGGCUCCAGGCAGCGGGUGUUCGUGCGCAACAGCAUGGUGAUGCGCUCGCAGACCUUCUCCCCGGGAGAGCGCAACCAGUACAUCUGCAGGUUGAACAGAAGCGACAGCGACAGCUCGACUUUAUCCAAGAAGUCCCCGUUCGUGCGAAACGCGUCAGAGAGACGGAGCCUGAGGGUGAAACGGACCAUCUGUCAGCCCGUGGUGCGGCGGGCGGCGCCGGAGCACCCGGCCCGGACCUCUCUGGACCUGGAGCUGGACCUCCAGGCAUCGCGGACCCGGCAGAGCCGCCUGGAUGACGAGCUGCAGGCGCUGCGGGGGCUGAAGGAGCGGCUGGAGGCCCUGAAGGCCCGGGGCGAGACCGAGCUGCCGCCCGGCGUGCUGGAGGACGAGCGCUUCCGCAAGCUGCUGAGGCAGGCCGAGAAGCAGGCGGAGCAGUCGAAGGAGGAGCAGAAGCAGGGUCUGAAAGCGGAGAAGCUGAUGAGGAAGGCCUCCAAGGACGUGUGCCGCCUGCGGGAGCAGAGCCAGAAGGUUCCGCUGCAGGUCCAGUCUUUCAGGGAGAAGAUGGCCUAUUUCACAAGAGCCAAGAUAAAUAUACCCUCACUUCCAGCUGACGAUGUAUGAUCAUGUUUUAUAGAAAAUAAUGAAGUAUUUUUCCAACUUUUUAGCAGAGUAUUUUAAUAGAGUAGCCACUUGAAUAAAAUGAAAAUGAACAAAAAAAUAUUCAAUAGUUUUACACCAUAGGGGUUACGCAUUUGUACAAUAUGUUGUAAUUGAAUACUGUCAUGUAAAAAAAAAACAAAUGGCUUUCUUUUUUUCAGAGAAAACCAAAGUAGAGUAAUUCUGGUACACGUAUGUGCUGAUCAUGCUUCUGUACAGUUUGUGUAUACAUGGCAUGGUUUUUGUAAAGUUGGGGCGCUGAAACGAAAUGGGACAGCUCCACUGCUUGUCUGUGUGGUUUUGUCUCCCCCUGGUGUCCCGCACGGGGACUGCGGGUGGGGGGGGGCGAUUCUCAGUGUUAAAAGUGUGGCGUGAGCAAAGGAUGAACGGACCUGUGAAGCUUUUCCUCCUUUGCUCAUACCGUAGUUGCCCCCCCGCCGCGCCCGAGUCAGAACAAACAAACCUUGUGAAUGUAUGCUCUUUUCCUCAUUUUUUUUUUUAGUUUUGUUUUGUUACUGCACUGAAUUGCAUUCUGAUUACUGUUUAUACUUUUUGUUUUUUUUGAUAUUUUGCACCUUCAACACAAGCGCCACAACUUAGUCAGUAUUCUCUCAUUGUAAUCACAAUGCCUUCCACAUUUACAUAAAUCCCAUCAAAUGAAAUGGCAAGUCAUGUUAGCCAGCGCCGAAAGAAUCUUGUUUAUUCAAGGGAGAGAGAGAAAAAAAAAAAACCUCUUAUCUACUGUGUAGCAUAGCAGGUUCAUGGAAAUGCCUUCUUUUUAUAGAUAAUAUGCCUUAAAGGUUUUCAGACUAAAGAAGCAAUCAAACAGAAUGCAUAUAUAGCACGGGUGGCUGAAAUGUGUGUGUAAACCCGACCAAUGCCAAAUGAAGGAUUUCGGCUUUGCAAUGCGAAGCGCGGGUGGCGUUGUCAAAAAAAAGGUGUAAAAUGCGUAUUAGUAUUGUCAGCAUAGUCAUAUUUAUUUUUCUCUUGUGGUUUAUCUGUCCUCGCUCUAAUACUGGUGGUGGCGGCGCGCGACCAAGAUCAGACCCUUCCCACUCGCGCGCCCGAGAGCAUCGUCACGACAGGUUUGGGAAGGAGUCCCUCCUGUCCUCCUUUAAAAAAAAAAAGAAAAAAAAAACAAAAACUGUUCUCUCUUUAUCAGUGCUGUCUGAAUGAGGAACAAUAUCUGACCUCCAGUCAGUCCAUAUCGACUAUUAUUUUUAAGUUCUAUUCAUUUUUUUCCUUUUUUAAUUUUAAACUAGCUGAACAAGCACUAUUUAUACACAUCUAAUCUGCCUCAAAUGGCUAAACGCUACAGAACAAAAAUAAUUAUUCCAAUUGCAAGAGGAGCAUCAGAGUAUUUUCAUAAAUGACCCUCCGAUCAACAAAUUAAAACCAGUAGAUCAAACAAGGCAACUUACUGAUGUCUCCACACGAACUGACAAUGGUGUUUAUCUGUGGAGGAAUAUUUUGGAUGCUAGCCACAGGAUCAAUGCUGUGGGCAGACACGGUAAAGGGCAGGAAUGUAUGGUUUGCAUGUGAGAACACUAUUCCAAUCCAUAAUAAUGUGCAGUAGGCUUUCCGUCACAGUGCAUCUAAUUAAGCUUAUGUCAAGUGAAUUAUUUGCUCAGUAAAUGAAUAUUUAACAGAGGAGAAUGAAAUGAAGGUUGCUGUUUCAGUU